UGGGCCUUAAAUGUAAAAUAUGCUAAAAUCUGCAUGCCAACGUAUCUUGUAUGGAUUCCUGCGCUGCCACAGAUGCAAGUCCACAAUGGUUAAUGUGGAUCAGUGCGCAGAGCAGAUUUGCCAGCUGGUCGAUCAGGCAGGCAAGCAACUGCUGGAGGCCAGCAAAGAGUUGCGCAAAUUUGAGACCAAGGCGCACAGCAGGGAUUUGGUCACGACUACAGAUGGCGCCAUUGAAAAGCAACUGAUGCAAGGCUUGCAGCUAAAGUUCCCCCAACAUGUUUAUAUAGGCGAAGAGGGCACGGCCGGCGCUGCCACUGGACGCAAACUAAGCGAUGCGCCCACCUGGAUUAUAGAUCCCAUUGAUGGCACCAUAAACUUUGUGCAUGGCUUUCCCUAUAGCUGCAUCUCAGUGGGCUUUUGGCUGAACCAGCAGCCAGAACUGGCCAUUUGCUAUAAUCCCUUGUUGCAGCAGCGCUUCACGGCGCGGCGUAACGCCGGCGCCUAUCUCAAUGGGCAACGCAUUAGAGUCAGCGGGCAGACGCAGCUGCAACGAGCGCUGAUUAUGCAUGAGCUGCAAGCGGCCAACUUCCCUAGAGAACUUAUUGAUAGACAGAUCUGCAAUGCUGAGCAAAUGAUGCUCAAGGCACACGCCCUACGCACCACUGGCUCUGCUGCAAUGAAUCUUUGCCUGGUCGCAUUGGGCGCUGCCGAUGGUUACUUUGAGUUCUUUCCUCACGCCUGGGACGUGGCUGCGGGCGUGUUGCUCGUGCGUGAGGCAGGUGGGGUCAUUAUCGAUCCAGCUGGCGGAGACUUUGAUAUCAUGUCGAGGCGUCUGUUGGCGACAGCCACACCACAGUUGGCACACCAAAUGGUGCAGGCCUUGGCUAACUGGCAAAUCUAUGAGCAGCGCGACGAUGUUUAAACAGCUCUGCAUUGACUGUCAGG
Molecule: messenger RNA, 945 nt
Organism: Drosophila busckii
Lineage: Eukaryota; Metazoa; Arthropoda; Insecta; Diptera; Drosophilidae
Product: inositol monophosphatase 1-like
Exons: 3
Coding region: 20-922 (300 amino acids)
Biological process (GO): inositol metabolic process; signal transduction; phosphatidylinositol phosphate biosynthetic process
Molecular function (GO): inositol monophosphate 1-phosphatase activity
Source: RefSeq, a predicted model, not a curated record